Truncatella angustata is the source of this 1716-nucleotide messenger RNA. RefSeq names its product major facilitator superfamily domain-containing protein. Gene Ontology annotation, biological process: transmembrane transport. Gene Ontology annotation, molecular function: transmembrane transporter activity. Bases 1 to 1716 code for a protein of 571 amino acids. Gene Ontology annotation, cellular component: membrane. The transcript is spliced from 3 exons. The record is from RefSeq and is a predicted model, not a curated record. Lineage: Eukaryota; Fungi; Ascomycota; Sordariomycetes; Amphisphaeriales; Sporocadaceae.
AUGGCGAGCGCACCGGUGCAGCUGCCCGGUGCAGUAGAGACGGAGGUGGAAGCCGCGACCACGGAAGCCAAGCCCACUGGUUCAACGGGGCCGGCAACGGAGGUGGGCAGCAGCGACGGGACUGACCGCAACCAGGAAGAUGUCGAGCAAGGCGGUACUGCACUGGAGCGCAUCAAGACGAACUUUGGUGAUCGGCCAGAAUGCUUCAAGAACACAUUUCAAGAGGUGUCGUUCGUCUUUCAGGCCACCGUCGCAACGGCGACUACCUCUUUCCUGACCGGUGUUGGCAUGAUUGUGACCGCUAAUAUCGGCCGCGACCUCGGUAUGACUCAGGGCGAGAUCUCGUGGAUAACAGCCUCGACCUCCCUUGUCGCCGGCGCGUUCCAGCUCGCGCUGGGACAGCUUGCGGAUUUGUUAGGUCGAAAGGUCAUGUUCGUUGUCGGCAUGGGGUCGUUUAGUGCGUUCGUGCUGCUCUUGGCCUUUGCGCAAAAUCCCUUCUGGAUGGUCAUCAUGUGUGGUGUUCUAGGUAUUCCUUCGGCGAUGAUUGUCCCGCCGGCCAUCGGAAUCCUGGGCGCUGCGUACAAGACGCCCUCGAAGAGAAAGAACAUCGCCUUCUCUGCAUUCAGCGCGGGAAAUCCUUUGGGGUUCGUAUUUGGGUUGAUCGUCUGCGGUAUUGCAUCUUCGGUCUCGAGCUGGCGAGCGGCGUAUAUAUUUCUCUGCAUCCUGUGGGCUGUCUUCACCGCCCAUGCCAUCUGGGCUGUUCCGAACGUGGAGAACUUUGAUCGUGCACCAUUAAGGGAAAGGGUCAAGGCGCUCAAGCACUUUGACUAUGUUGGCACGAUCUUGACUAUAUUCGGUACAGGUAUGUUUACUGCUGGUCUCACUCUAGGACCAGACGAUGGGUGGUCGAGCGCUACUGUUAUUGCACUUCUCGUCAUCGGAAUCGUUCUGCUUAUUUUGUUUGUUCUUUGGGAACGGAUUUACCCAAAUCCGUUGAUGCCACCGUACAUUUGGAAAGACCGUAAUUUCAGCUUGGUCAUCGCGAAUACUCUGUUAGGAAUGAUGAGUUUCACCGCCUCUGGUUUCUGGAUCGCAUAUUAUAUGCAGAGCGUCCAACAACUAUCCACUAUAACAGUCGCCGUACAUCUUCUUCCCAUGGCUGUUGCAGGGCUCACAUGGAACGUUGUCGCUGGUCAUAUCCUCCACAAGGUCAACAAUACACUUAUCGUGAUAGGUGGCUCCCUGUGCUUCUUGGCUGCGGCCUUGUUGCUCUCCUUCAUGGGGCCGGAUAGCAGCUACUGGGCCUUUAUCUUUCCAGCUCUUAUACUCAAUGUCGCCGGAGCAGACUUUAAUUUUAAUGUGGCAAACAUGUAUGUAAUGUCCUCAAUGCCAAUUCACCAACAGAGCAUGGCGGGCGGCAUUUUCAAUGUGGUCAUCAGGUUAUCGAGUACAGCUGUUAUGGGCAUCACGACAGCUGUGUUUAGUUCCGUCGAGCUUACACCCGCGGGAAUGGCUGAUCCUUUGCUGAAGUACACUCGGACAUUCCAGGCUUGUGUAGCCCUCUCGGCAGCAUGUGUGUUGGUUGCUCCGUUCAUCAAGCUAGGAACACAGGGAAACAUUUCCAAAGCGCCGACGGACACGGAGGAGAAGCCGGGGCUUGCGGCAGUAGGUGGCACCAAAGAUGGAAUUAUGGAGAAAGAAAUAGAGGCCAAUUAG